Molecule: messenger RNA, 3536 nt
Organism: Oryzias latipes (Japanese medaka)
Lineage: Eukaryota; Metazoa; Chordata; Actinopteri; Beloniformes; Adrianichthyidae
Product: putative ribonuclease ZC3H12C
Cellular component (GO): nucleus; cytoplasmic ribonucleoprotein granule
Molecular function (GO): mRNA binding; metal ion binding; RNA endonuclease activity
Source: RefSeq, a predicted model, not a curated record
GUGAAGACAGGAAAGGGAGAUGCAUGUGAUUGUGGCCCGUGGAGCAGAGGGGAGGAGACGGUAGAUGAGUUACACUCCAUCUGUUGUCAGUCGCUCUGGUGAGCCUGAAGCAUCAGGAAACCCCAGUCUGGCAAUCUAAAAAAAAGUGGAUUUUGUUUUGGGGAUUGCUGUUUAACUUUAUCCGGAGACUCACACUUUGGUUGGUUUUCUCCCUUUCCAGUGGAUGCUCGCAAGUCACUGUUUUGACCUUUUUCCAGGACGUUUUUUUUUAAUCAAAUCUGGGCUUCCUGUGUUUAUUUCAUCCCUGGCUACUUUAGGAAACUGACUCUUUUUGCACAUUUGAGAUUUGCUGCAGAGAUGACCAAAGAAGAGGCAUCGGGAGAGCGACUGUAGGAGUUGUUGGCUUUUCUGUGUUUGGUUGGCGUGCUGCUGUUAAAGCAGUGUGGAAGCGCUUGGAGGGGUUAAAACACCAGUGGCGGUGUCAGGCACGAGGCGGACACGGAGGACCUGGGCCUGGAUGCAUGAGUGGGCUUCAUGGGCCUGAAGGACCAUCUGGAGGAUGGAACAGGCCACAUCCUCAGCCUGGGGCUGGAUCUGGAUUACCUCCACGUAGAUGGUGCCCUGCAGAAGGCUGGUCCAAGUCAUGCAGCCAGCCCCGGGGUCCUGCAGGUCAGAGGAAGUGCCCCUAAUAAGAGCAGUGGCAGCAUUGGUGGAAGUAGCACGAGUCUGAGCACUCGGUCAUACUACAGCAGCAGCAGCAGCUGCAGUAACUUUUCAGAGGAGAGCGCCAUCUCUGACAGCGAGGAUGAGCGACUUCAGGCUGCUCCCGGUUCUGAGUCCAAGAAACCUUUACAAGAUAGGCCUCAGCAACACUGGGGAGAGUCCUCCUCGGACAGCCAAGUGGCCAGGCUGGACCUGGAAUCGACCCUGCAACCGGGGGGCUCUCAACAGACAAACAGAUCCCCUCCUGCCGACCGCAUCACAAACUACUGCACCAAGGUGGAGUUUGCACUCAAGCUAGGCUACACCGAAGACCUGGUGCUGCUGGUUCUGAAGAAACUGGGCCCAGAUGCGCUCAUCAACGACAUCCUGGGAGAGCUGGUGAAACUGGGAACAAAGACGGAGCUGCAGCUGCUGGGAGGCUCUGUCUCUCACUCCCUGUCAUCGUCUUCGUCAACCUCUUUGGCAUCCUCUUCCUCCUCCAACUCCUCACUGGAUUCCUGCCGGCUAGUGUCCCUGCCCCCCAUGAUGGAAGACAAAGACAACCUAAGGCCCGUCGUCGUGGACGGAAGCAACGUGGCCAUGAGUCACGGAAACAAGGAAGUGUUUUCCUGCCAAGGCAUCCAGCUGGCCGUCGACUGGUUCUUUGGGCGAGGCCACCGAGAUGUCACGGUGUUUGUGCCGGCCUGGAGGAAAGAGCAGUCGCGUCCUGACGCUCUCAUCACAGACCAGGAAAUCCUGCGGAGGCUGGAGAAAGAGAAGAUCCUGGUUUUCACGCCGUCACGGCGCGUGCAGGGCCGCCGCGUGGUUUGCUAUGACGACCGAUUCAUUGUCAAACUGGCCUACGAAUCAGAUGGCAUCAUCGUUUCCAACGACAACUACAGGGAUCUGGCCAAUGAGAAGCCGGAGUGGAAGAAAUUCAUUGACGAACGCUUACUGAUGUACUCCUUUGUGAACGACAAAUUCAUGCCACCGGACGACCCACUCGGGCGCCACGGGCCGAGUCUGGAGAACUUCCUGAGGAAGAGGCCUGUUUUUCCUGAACAUAGAAGGCAGCCAUGUCCUUAUGGCAAGAAGUGCACCUAUGGCCAUAAGUGUAAGUUUUACCAUCCAGAAAGGGGCAGCCAUCCCCAGCGGUCUGUGGCCGAUGAGCUCCGAGCCAGCGCCAAAAUUUCCGUAGCUUCCAGAGGUUUGCUGGAGCAAGCCCUGUCUGUAAAAAGCCAAACUGAAGAAACGGCUGAAGCUGAAACAAAACAGGCCAAUAGACAGCCCGACCACAGUCCUUGGGGUUCCUGUUCUGACCUCAUGGAGGAUGGACUACAAGCUUAUUCCAAAGUAAAAGGCCGUAGAGGAAGUGACGGCAGCAUUGGCCGUCCUACCCCUUCAGCAGGAUAUCUGGAACUAUGGGAGCUUCCUGCAGGAGAUAGUAAAGGCCCCAGGUUUGUUGGAGCAAACUCUUCAAGCCAGGUUGAAGCCUAUCACAGGUCGGAGUCCCCAAAAGUGGGGUACAGCCCCCUGAUGAAGGCCUAUUCAGGAUUGAGUGCUAUGAUGCCAAAAACCCCAGAAUGCCUCUUGUCGACUGACCUGCGAGCAGCUUUACAUCCAUCAGUUGGUAGCAGUGAUGGAUCUGACUCUUUCUCUCCUGACAACACUUCAGAUCAUGGCCUCAAAUGCCACCAUGACCGCUCUUGCCACCAUCACAGAUUUGGUAGCCUGUACACUCAUCCUGCUACGCAGGUAUCUCCGGGAUUCAACCAGCACUCGCCUCGCAGCUUGUCACGUCCUAAAACAUUACCAAGACCGCAGGCCUUUAGCUCCGAUGAGCCUUCUUUUUCGGUUACCCCUCACACGUCUCCCCUGAAGACCACCCCAACCUACAUCCCACCUCAUCCGACAUCCCAGCACCAGCAACCCUGGCUUAGCAGUUUUCCAAUGGAACCAACUCCCUAUUCAACCCAAACAAGCACGGCCGGUUCUCCUCUGCGGCGCGAUCCCAUGGCCUCCCUAUGGAGGGAAGGAGAGUUUCAGGACUCAAAAAUGUAUGAAGGUUCACCGCUUUACUUAAGAAGAAAGGAUUUGAGGUUAAACCAACAGCCUCCUCAUCAGAUACACUGGGGUUCAAACUACCAGCCAGUGCCCAAGACUUGCUACGACCUUUUUUCCUACAAGAGCUUCCCACCAGUUCACGGGAAGACUUGGCAGUCUCAGUGGAGCCAGCAGACGUCGCCCCGCACUCUGGCGGAGGCAAGUUUGCAGUUUUUCCCACAGAGCCCCCUGCCUCCAUCGCCCCCGCGUUCGGGGCCCGCAGCCUCCGGUCACUACCGGGACCUCAGGGAGAGGAUGUUUGACAACUUGUGUGGGAUUUUCCCUCCAGAUCUGGUGAAGUUAGUGAUGACCAGGAACCCUCACGUGAUGGACGCUCAAGAACUCGCCGCUGCAAUUUUGAUGGAAAAAUUACAACGUAUGUAAUGAGGAUGAAGUGACAUUUUCCUCUUUUGCUGGUUAUUAAUGGUACUUAUAAUAAUCGUGCUAAAGUGAAAAAAAAAGGUUGUUUUUUUUAUACUGCAGGGACGUUUUAGCAUAAAUUACUAUUUUUGUGAAGAGGUAUCCCAAAACUGCCAUAUUUUCAAAAAAAUAUGCCUGAUUUUUCAGCACUUAAAUGUAAAGAAACUUGAAUUUUCCACAAAAAAGAGCUGUUUUCAUUUGUGAAGUACAUCACCAUGGGCGUCAGGUGGCAUUUAUUGGGUUUUCAUUUUUCAAUGUGAUUUAAUUAUUUGUUGCCUUUUAAUUUAUUUAUAUGUUAUUUUUUAGGUUUU